AACAAGACGAUUCAGAACCUGCCCAAAAUCGAGCAGGAAUCGCCCUUGGAAGCACGAUGGCUGAUGGUGGCGACAUGGCUGAUUUAGAAAACUUUAAUUACGAUGAUAUAGACGGUGUCUCUAAGUUGCAGAAAACCCGGCGGUACAUUGAUACAAUGCUGAAAGUUGAAGAUUUCCUUGAAAAGGGCUUUGAUAUGUCGAAGAAUGGCGCAGUUCUUGAAGACGAUCCCGAGUACCAGCUAGUAAUAGACUGCGAUGCAUUGUUAGUUGCCAUUGAGAAUGAGAUUGUCAUCAUCCAUAAUUUUAUCCGAGACGGGUAUCGAUUGAAAUUUCCCGAGCUCAAAUCACUUGUUCAUCACCCUAUUGAUUAUGCUCGAGUGGUUAAAAGGAUCGGCAAUCAGAUGGACUUGACCGUUGUCGAUUUGGAAGGCCUUGUACCGUCUGCCAUUAUCAUGGUGGUUUCCAUUGCGGCUUCAACCACUAGCGGUAAAGCACUUGCAAAGGAAGUCCUAAGAAAGACAAUUGACGCGUGUGAUCGUGCUCUUGCUCUUGAUUCGUCAAAGAAAAAGUUGCUUGAUUGUGUGGAGAGUAGGAUGGGACAUAUUGCACCGAAUCUCUCCGCUAUUGUUGGGAGUGCAGUUGCGGCGAAACUUAUGGGGACUGCUGGUGGUCUAUCGGCAUUGGCUGAGAUGCCUGGUUGCAAUGUCCAGUGCCUUGGUGCUAAGAAGAAGAAGUUGGCAGGUUUUUCUACUGUAACAUCCCAGUGUCGUGUGGGCUAUAUUGAACAAGCAGAGAUUUUUCAGAGUACACCCCCUUUUCUAAGGAUGCGUGCCUGCCGGCUAGUGUCUGCAAAAUCGACGCUGGCGGCACGUUUUGAUUCUAACAAAGUAGAUCCAACUGGGAAGACUGCAGGGAGAGCCUUUCGCGAUGUGAUUCAUAGAAAGAUUGAAAAGUGGCAAGAGCCACCACCAGCGAAGCAACCUAAACCGCUUCCGGUACCUGAUUCUAAGCCCAAUAAAAAGGGACUGAGGUGGCGGUCGGUUAGUUCCUGAUGAGAGUUCUUUAGGUGAUGGACUUGGAGAUCGACUUGGGUUUUUCUUUUGUUGGUUGACUGGUUUUGAAAUUAGUGCAAGUAGAUAUGGUACUUUUGUUUAGUAAGCCUAAGUUUUGACGUAGGUUUUCGAUCUUUCCUUCAAUCAAAUUGCCCUGAUUUGUUUGUUUUGUUUUCAUUCAUCUCAUACAUUAUGCUAGGUGCUUCCUAUGGAGUAUUAUAUUUUGGACAAAUAAUCUAGACACAUGCAGGGCAUAUGUAAUUUGGAAGAAUGUCUGCUCUGCAUACAUAAUCGCGUGUGUUCUGUUUCACAGUUCGACUCUCUUGAACAGCUUACAUAAAACCCAUGCUGAUCUGAUCUGGA
This is a messenger RNA of Rhododendron vialii, 1415 nucleotides long. Its product is annotated as U4/U6 small nuclear ribonucleoprotein Prp31 homolog. Lineage: Eukaryota; Viridiplantae; Streptophyta; Magnoliopsida; Ericales; Ericaceae. The record is from RefSeq and is a predicted model, not a curated record. Gene Ontology annotation, cellular component: U4 snRNP; U4/U6 x U5 tri-snRNP complex; precatalytic spliceosome. The coding region runs from base 57 to 1052 and encodes 331 amino acids. The transcript has a single exon. Gene Ontology annotation, biological process: spliceosomal tri-snRNP complex assembly; mRNA splicing, via spliceosome.